This is a messenger RNA of Lemur catta (Ring-tailed lemur), 592 nucleotides long. It is a transcript of the gene POLR2F, whose product is annotated as RNA polymerase II, I and III subunit F. Lineage: Eukaryota; Metazoa; Chordata; Mammalia; Primates; Lemuridae. Gene Ontology annotation, molecular function: DNA-directed RNA polymerase activity; DNA binding. Gene Ontology annotation, cellular component: RNA polymerase II, core complex; RNA polymerase III complex; nucleus. The transcript is spliced from 5 exons. The coding region runs from base 123 to 506 and encodes 127 amino acids. Gene Ontology annotation, biological process: DNA-templated transcription. The record is from RefSeq and is a predicted model, not a curated record.
CUUCCUCUGCGUCACUGCGCCGGCGCGGGAUACGCGUGUUGCCGCGCGAGGCGGAGUCGUGCUGUGUGCGGGUCUCUACGCGGGUCAAGGGCUUACGGCGGGCUUGCUGCGGCGAGGGUGGCAUGUCAGACAACGAGGACAAUUUUGAUGGCGACGACUUUGAUGAUGUGGAGGAGGAUGAAGGGUUAGAUGACUUGGAGAAUGCUGAGGAGGAAGGCCAGGAGAACGUAGAGAUACUCCCCUCUGGGGAGCGACCGCAGGCCAACCAGAAGCGAAUCACCACACCAUACAUGACCAAGUAUGAGCGAGCCCGCGUGCUGGGCACCCGAGCUCUGCAGAUCGCGAUGUGUGCCCCCGUGAUGGUGGAGCUGGAGGGGGAGACAGACCCUUUGCUCAUUGCCAUGAAGGAGCUCAAGGCCCGGAAGAUCCCCAUCAUCAUUCGCCGCUACCUGCCUGAUGGGAGCUAUGAAGACUGGGGGGUAGACGAGCUCAUCAUCACUGACUGAGCUGGGGUCAUCCUGACCUCACCCCUGCUCACUUUCAUCCUCACUUUAUAUGACAGCUGUAAAUAAUAAACUAUUCAACCUUCCAA